GAGCAAAUGGAGGAACGAGAAAUUGUGGACAUUUUGGAAACGUUUUUUCUAAACCAUAACCAAUUGUUACGAUUGUUCAAGACUCUUUCUAACAGACUGGAAUACGACAACUACGUCAUUGUUAUUAAAGCAGACAAAGUGCCCCAUGGAGAGCACGCAGGCACAUAUAAUGUUCCAACUCUUAAUGAAGUUGCAGUUGUUAUGGCUGGUGAUCCAUGUGAACGUCGAGAUAUUCGCAUACAACGCAGAGAUAACACGAUGCAAAUAAUUCAAGACAAUCAUCGUUCUUAUGAUGCACUGCAAUAUCCAUUGAUAUUUUGGGAAGGAGAAGAUGGAUAUCAUUUAAAUAUUAAACAACGGAAUCCAACUACAGGUGAAGAACUGAUCAAGAAAGUUAGUGCGAUGAACUUCUACGCAUACCGGUUGAUGAUUCGUGCUAAUGAAGAAAAUCACAUUCUCCGAUGCAGACAGCUAUUUCAUCAGUAUGUAGUCGAUAUGUAUGUUAAAAUCGAAAGUGAGAGGUUACGGUAUAUAAAAUUUAAUCAAGUAAAACUUCGUUCUGAGGAAUACAUUCAUUUACGUGAUGCUGUAAUCGGUAACGUAGAUGCAACGAAUGAUAUAAACAACAUCGGUACCGCAUAUAUUCUUCCAUCAUCAUACAUUGGUAGUCCGCGUCAUAUGCAAGAAUAUAUUCAAGACGCCAUGACUUACGUACGUGCAUACGGCCGACCAGAUCUUUUUAUCACAUUUACGUGUAAUCCAAACUGGGAUGAAAUUAACAUUUUACUGUUGUCAGGUCAAACAACAAUGCAUCGCCAUGAUAUUACUGCACGUGUGUUCAAACAAAAAUUAAAAUCUUUGAUGAAUUUGAUUACACAUCACUCGGUAUUUGGUGAAACACUAUGUUGGCUUUACUCUGUUGAAUGGCAAAAACGAGGUUUACCUCAUGCGCAUAUUUUGAUUUGGUUAGUGGAUAAAGUAUGCCCACAAGAAAUUGACAAAAUUAUUUCAGCGGAGAUUCCGGAUCAGAAUUUUGAUAAAGAAUUAUUUAACAUUGUUACUACUAAUAUGAUCCAUGGUCUAUGUGACAAACAUUACCCGUCAUUCCACGUGCGACAUAUGCGGACGAAAUAA
Messenger RNA from Homalodisca vitripennis (glassy-winged sharpshooter), 1134 nucleotides. RefSeq lists its product as uncharacterized. Lineage: Eukaryota; Metazoa; Arthropoda; Insecta; Hemiptera; Cicadellidae. The coding region runs from base 7 to 1134 and encodes 375 amino acids. The record is from RefSeq and is a predicted model, not a curated record. The transcript has 3 exons.